UAUUCUAUCGAUUCAAUGAACCAUAACAUGGCGUACGAGACGAAAUGAAAACUAGACUCGACGACAAAUUACAAUAUUUCGCUCGCUGGUUACGUAAAUAGCGUAAUUUUAAACGUAUACAAAAAUUCUGGUGAUUCUUCCAACACACUUUUACUAAUACAUACGGUAAAAUGAUUUAGAAAAGAAUGAAAAUAAUGGCUACUAAUUUCGGAUACAAAAGAGAAGCUGUAAGAGUCAAAGCAAUAAAAAUCGACGGUAAUUGUAUGCCAGAAACUAGGAAAUUCAGCGUUGAUCCUCAAAUCACAACUUUCGAUGUAUUACGAAGUAUUCUAUCCAAAGCAUUCGACAUCAAACCAGAUUUCACCGUAUUUUAUCGAGUAUUGGACGACUAUAAUCAAGAAACUUAUUUACCAUUACUUUCUGACUGGGAUCUCGAUGCAGCCUUCGUUAGCGCUGCAGAUCCUUGUCUGUGUUUAAGAAUAGAUAUGAAAAUAUACGAAGAAGUAGGAGAAGAAUGGAGUGCCGGUUCGAAUUCCUUGUCUUGGAUUACAGAAAGCAAGAUUCCGUUGAGGUUACAGGGCAUGAUUAUGAAUCAUGUGGAAAAAACCGUCAGUAUGUUUCGAGGUGCUUUAAACUUUAUCGAAGAUAUUCAACAAGCUCAAGAAGCCACAAAUCAACCUGUAUUUGCUCCUUUGACCGAUGCUGAUUUUAGAGAAUACCUUAAUUCCGUUGGUCAACUCGUGAAAGUGAAUGAAUUCAAGAAUACUAUUUAUUUCGGCGGAGUGGAUCCGAGUUUCAGAAAAGUCAUAUGGAAACAUUUACUAAACGUAUACCCCAAAGGUCUCUCCGGUAAGGAAAGAAUGGAGUACAUGAAACGUAAAUCUCACGAAUAUGAGCAGCUAAAAAACGCCUGGAAAAACGCCACGAACGAUGAACAGAUGAAAGAAGAAUUGAGUUUCGUUACCAGUAUGGUUAAAAAAGACGUACUAAGGACCGAUCGUCAACAUUCGUUUUACGCUGGCAAAGAUGAUAACCAAAAUAUAGUCUCGUUAUUCAAUAUUCUCACCACGUACGCUUUGAACCAUCCCUCUGUGAGUUACUGCCAAGGAAUGAGUGAUUUAGCAUCUCCAUUACUGGUAACGAUGGGAAACGAAGCUCACGCCUAUAUUUGUUUUUGCUCUCUGAUGAGACGUCUCGCUCCAAACUUUCUAAUAGAUGGUGUAACAAUGACUCAACGUUUCCAACAUUUGGCCGAUGGGCUGUUAUAUUACGAUCCGACGUUUUACGCUUAUUUGAAAGCUCGUCAAGCGGACGACUUACUCUUCUGCUAUCGCUGGCUACUGCUCGAGAUGAAACGUGAAUUCGCCUUCGACGACGCGUUACGAAUGUUAGAAGUAAUGUGGAGCUCGUUACCUCCAUCAGAUCCAUCUUGCGAGCUACCUCUGUACGAGGUACGUUUUUGCUCCGACUCGCAAUUCCCUCCUCCUCCUAGUCCUAGUCCAAGAGAAACACCAUAUACCAAAGUAUGCGCUCUACGACGUCAAACGUCUUCCGGUAAAGCGCUAAUGAUAAAUCGUAGCUUAGACGAAUCGGUAAUAGCCAAACGCCGCUUACACAAUUCCACGUUCAACAAAGCGAAGAAAUUCAGCAGCUUGGAUGACGCCGCUUUCCUAGGUAAUCGUUACACUUCGAAGAGUUCGUUAGCUUCGAGUUUAGCACCAUCUCCAGGCUGCGUAUCCGGCUCGGUAUUCAAUUACAACUCCAAUGCGACCGCUGUAAGCAAUAACAACGAGAAAAAACGACUAUUGUUGGAGGUUGUCGGUAAAUCCAGUACUGAAAAAGAUCUCACCACCAAAGCUAACCUAGCUGCUAAUAAAAAAGUGAAAAAUUUCAACGAGUUUUUAACCCUCGAGAAGAAAAUAGCCAAAAAGAAAGCUUUCAAAGAGGGCGACUCCGGUUCUGUUGAAAUUCCCUCUGAUAGUAGCCCUUCUCCCGAUGAUUCUAGCGAAUACUACCCGAUGACUACGUCGAUUACGCAAAAACUUAGUAAAGAUUUAGAAAAUCUCGAGAAACAGGUAUUCAACGUACGAAUCGAGAACACCGAUAAAGGCAACGAAGUCGAAUCGAAGAAUAUCGGCGAAGAAGUAUUCGUUUGGGAGAAUCCUUUACAAGACGACGCUACCCAAGAACUUUCAGCUAGCUCAGCCACUAGUACCGAUAGUAACGUCGACUCUUCUAGUACUAGCGAUGAUGUUGCUGUCGAGCCGUCAUCUUGUAACGGUAAACAUCUUAGCGAAGAGUUCGAAUUCGGUAGCUCGUUUAAAAGUAAAGAUAAAGUUAUUCUACCCGGACCGACCGAGUUCGGUGGCGGUAAUCCGUUCCUAAUGUUUUUAUGUAUCUCGGUGCUAACUCAGCAUAGAGAUAUGAUUAUGAAAUCCAACUACGAUUAUAACGAAAUAGCUAUGCACUUUGAUAAAAUGGUCAGAAAACAUAACGUGAACAGGGUUCUGAAUCAAGCCAGACUUAUGUACGCCGCUUAUUUAAAACACCAUCGACAGAAUUAUCUGAAAGUGUAAAGCACUGUGACAAGCACAAUGAUCUACCUAUCUGUAAACUUUUACGAACCUAUCUCUCUCUCUCUGUCUCUCUUUUUUUCUCUCCUUGUAUCUGUUAUACCUAUUACGAAAAUCAAUCUAGUGAAUUGCUGUGAUUAUUUAAGAAAGCAGUAACUUGAUUUUAAAAAGUUAUGUCAUUUGUAAUGGCCAACUCCGAAAAGGUGUUCAAUUUUUUCUAUUAUUUUCAUAUUUGAAUUUUUCAAAUAUUUUUUAACAAAAACCAAGUAAGCCAAAAAAUUGAUAUUCUUGAAAAAGUAUGUACUUGUAGUAUUUCAUUUAGUUUAUGAUCUAGUAUUAUUUUGGACUCGGGAGUUACUGUGUACUUACCUGCGUAAGCUAUUUUUGUUUUUAUUUUGUUGACAUUUUAACGAAUUUUUAAUUCCUUUAGCUUUUUAGUGAAUAAAAAAUAUCUUUUGUUAAUCCGAUUGUGAGAAUUACAUUCCAUUUUUAUGAUUCGUAUCGGAAUUAUCCUCGUUUUAUUCUUUAUAUUCUUUAACGUAAGUUUUUUUUUUCUUUAUAUUUAUCGUGUAUUAGAAAUUUCGCCAAACAUUUUCAAGUUUUACAACUUUCGCUUUUUUUUUCACUAUGUUAAGAAUUCGUUUUUCAUUUAUAAUGAUCCAUAAUAAAUUACAAUUUUUGAACGUU
This is a messenger RNA of Planococcus citri (citrus mealybug), 3260 nucleotides long. Its product is annotated as TBC1 domain family member 25. The record is from RefSeq and is a predicted model, not a curated record. Gene Ontology annotation, molecular function: GTPase activator activity. The transcript is spliced from 9 exons. NCBI's taxonomy places the organism in Eukaryota, Metazoa, Arthropoda, Insecta, Hemiptera, Pseudococcidae. Gene Ontology annotation, cellular component: autophagosome. The coding region runs from base 186 to 2576 and encodes 796 amino acids. Gene Ontology annotation, biological process: activation of GTPase activity; regulation of autophagosome maturation.